Molecule: messenger RNA, 1772 nt
Organism: Amphimedon queenslandica
Lineage: Eukaryota; Metazoa; Porifera; Demospongiae; Haplosclerida; Niphatidae
Product: UBX domain-containing protein 11-like
Exons: 10
Coding region: 33-1613 (526 amino acids)
Biological process (GO): proteasome-mediated ubiquitin-dependent protein catabolic process
Molecular function (GO): ubiquitin binding
Source: RefSeq, a predicted model, not a curated record
AUGGCAACUGAUAAACCCCAGGUCCACCAGUGAUGAGUUCUCCAAGUGGAAACUUAAAGAAAGUCAAAAAGCAGCCAUUGCCUCAAGCUGCAAGAUCUCCUCCUUACAGAGCUACGCAGAAGCAUGGAGAUGCAUCGAAACUAGAGCUUAAAAUGGCUUCUACAAUUGCUUCAAGAGAAGGCUCCACUAGUGAUUUAGUUGUAAGCAGUGAUGACCAGCCCCUCCUGGCCGAGAUAAUAGGUGUCAUAAGAGAAGAGGAGAGCAAGAAAAGGAAAAAGACUAUAAAGCAGAGUGGAGUGCCAACAGAUAAUGAUCUAGUCUCAUCAAUGGCAACCAGACUUGCUAAUGUAGAGAAAGAUCUAUUGGCUGCUAAAAAAGAAAUAAUUGAAAAGGAUGUGUACAUUAGAAACUUAGAAGAACGGUUGUUGUCUGCAAAGACUAAAUUAAAUCAAAUGAGCUCUUCUCCCUCUCUCUCCUCCUCCUCCUCCUCUUAUCAUGAUCUGAAGCUACACUGUGAGGCUCUACAGCAGCAAGUUGAUGACAUGGAGGAAUUUCUUAAUGACUACGGUUUGGUAUGGGUUGGAAAAUGUCAACCACUAACUUCAACUCCUCCUAGUCUAUCUUCCACUACUCCUCCUCAAACCAAGCCAACACUGUGGAGUCCAGAAUCCUCUCUCCCUCCUCCUUUUCUGUCUCCUCCUUCUUUUAGGAUUGACUUUAAUCUCAUAGCAUCAAAUAUAACUUCAUUAAACACAAUUGCUGGUAAAGAUUGUCAUGUUAUAUCGCACACGCCAAAUGGAGCUGAACUUAAGGUACCAGAGCCAAUCCCUUUAGCAUUAUAUUCUAAUGGACUCAUGCUUUUUAGUGGCCCAUUCAGACCCUAUACUGACCCAAUGACUCAAAAUUUCAUCCAAGAUUUACUUGAUGGCUAUUUCCCAUCUGAACUAAAGGAGGCCUAUCCUGAAGGAGUCCCAUUUGAACUAAAUGACAAGCGUUACGAAGAGUAUAUCCACACUCCACAUCAUUAUAGAUUAUUCCCUGGAACAGGACAGAAACUAAGCAAUUCACCCUCCUCUCCUCUUACUCCUGGAAUUAGACACACUCCUAAUGUCACUUCAGACAGUAAUGUUGACAAAGGUGCAACUGUUUCUAUGGAGAACUUUCUUAGAAAGAUACCAAAGAAUGUCAUUAGAGGAGGAAGAGUGAUUGAUGUGCAUGCUGGGCUCACUGAGACUCUGCAAGGGUCAAGCUCCAAAGUAAGACUACUCAAUACUCCAGUUGUUGAAGAAAUCAAGCAAAGAUUAGAAUACGAUGAAGAGGUGAGGCCUCAUACACCAGGUAGACUAGUAACCCUCAGAAUAAAGUCUGAAACAGGAGAAACAACUUACAUUCUCAAGAUGCACUCAAGUGAUACCAUUGGUGAUAUUCAUAAGCAGCUCAAUAAGAUUAAUACAUGUAGAUCUAAACAAGAGAAGAAAGGUUUUGUAUUAAAAGGAGCAUUCCCACCACGUUCAUUCACUGAUAUGAAUAUUACACUUAAAGACUCUGGUCUUGUGCCUAGUGCUAAUCUAUUCCUUGCUAAAAUGGAACAAGCAAGUACUUCCGUUACUUGAUAAUAGUUUUAUUUCAUUUAUUUUUUGUUAUUAAAAAAUAAGAGACAUUUACACGGUACCUGUUGUUCUCAUUAUGCAAUAUGAGUUACUCUUACAUUCAUUCUCUCUUUCACUUUUUACUAUGCAAUUCAAUGAUCUACUUUUUCUAUGCAACUCAAA